Messenger RNA from Salvia hispanica, 3508 nucleotides. The record is from RefSeq and is a predicted model, not a curated record. NCBI's taxonomy places the organism in Eukaryota, Viridiplantae, Streptophyta, Magnoliopsida, Lamiales, Lamiaceae.
CCUCUCUCCGUCUCUGUGCUUCGGUUUGCCCUUCUUGCCAGUCCCUCCAUCCAUCAAUGCGCCACCGUAUUUUAUGGCAAUCCUCUCCUCCGCCGCAUUAGUGAUUCAUGAACUCUCUCGCCGCCGCCACCUCCACCUCCCGCGGCCCUCUUUCUCGCGAUGUUAAAACCCCUUAAGCCUCAUUUCCCCUAUCCGGUUUUACUAUCCACCCGCCGUCUCCUCAGCUUCUCCGAUUCCCAAAAUCAGCCCUCGCCAAAUCUAGUCCAACUAGUCUGCGAAAUACUAUCCAAUCCGCGUAUCCCAUGGCGCGGUAGCUCCGAGCUGAAAUCCCUCACACCCAAGCUCAGACCUUUCCACGUCGCCCGAAUCAUUGAAACCCACUCCAGCACCGAUUCUGUUUUGCAGUUUUUUUAUUGGCUUUCUAAGUGGCAUUUUUACAGUCAUGAUAUGUGCUGUUAUAUGUCCAUGUUGAAUAGGCUUGUUAAAGAUCAGAAUUUUGCGCCUGCUGACCAUGUGAGGAUUCUUAUGAUUAAAGCUUGUCGAGACGAGGGGGAAAUUAGGAGGGUUGUUGAUUUCUUGAAUGGUAUUGCUAGUAAAGGCCUUUCUUAUAGUCUAUAUAGUUUUAAUUCCCUUUUGAUUCAAUUGGGGAAAUUUAAUAUGCUUGUUGCAGCUCUAAAUGUGUAUAAGGAGAUUUUGGCUAGUGGGAUCAAGCCCAGUUUGUUAACUUUGAAUACCAUGAUCAAUAUUCUAUGUAAGAAGGGGAAGGUGAAGGAGGCUAAGAUUAUCUUGUCUCAGCUAUAUCAGUUUGAAAUGUUUCCUGAUGUGUUCACUUAUACGUCGUUAAUUCUAGGGCACUGUAGGAACAGAAAUCUGGAUAAAGCGUUUGUUGUUUUUGAUCAGAUGGUAAAGAAAGGGAUUAAUCCCAAUGCAGUGACGUAUAGUACUCUUAUUAAUGGCUUAUGUAAUGAUGGAAGGGUUGAUGAGGCUUUGUGUAUGAUUGAGGAGAUGAUUGAGAAUCACAUCAGACCUACAGUUUACACUUACACUCUUCCUAUCACAGCAUUGCUUGAAGAUGGGCGUGUAGAUGAGGCGGUUUCUCUUGUUGCAAGCAUGAGAGAGAGGGGUACUGUACCCAAUGUGCUGACAUACACGGCCCUUAUCAGUGGAUUGGCAAAAUCUAACCAACUUGAGGUAGCAAAAGGGCUGUACCACAAGAUGGUGAGAGAUGGAUUGGUUCCUACCACAGUCACUUAUAAUGCUCUGAUACAUGAACUGUGUGAGAGAGGAAAUGUAGAUGCUGCUUUUAAAAUCUUUCAGUGGAUGGAACGUCACGGUCAUUUGGACAAAACAGAAACAUAUAAUGCUAUGAUCAAUGGUUUCUGUGUGAUAAAAAAUGUUGAACGGGGAAUGACUCUAUUUCGUGAAAUGCUGCUGGGUCCCCCUCCCAAUACGAUCACAUAUAACACGCUAAUCAAAGGAUACAUUGGAUGCGGUUAUCUAGAUAAUGCCAGUAGGUUGAUGGAGGUGAUGAAGGAAAAUGGAUGUAAACCUGACCAGUAUACAUAUGCGGAACUCAUUAAUGGGUUUUGCAAAGGAGAUCGGCUUGAUGCUGCUUCUGCAUUAUUUGAGGAAAUGAUGCUGGAAGGUCUGAGCCCAAAUUUGGUGAACUAUGCGACUCUAAUUAAUGGUCUCUGCAAGAAAGGGAAAGUUGAAGAUGCAUUAGUUUUGCUCAAGAGGAUGAAGGAGGUUGGUUGCCAUCCUAAUAUACAGACCUAUAAUGCUGUUCUUAAUGGUCUAUCUAAGCUUUAUAGGCUGUCUGAAGCAGAGAAACUAUGCAAUGACAUGGCAGAAGAUGGUUUGCUUCCCAAUGUGAUUACAUAUACAACUCUAAUUGAUGGUCUUUGCAAGGAUGGGGGGUUAGAUAUGGCAUUCAAGGUUCUCCGUGAAAUGGAGAGAAAGAAUUGCUUGCCAAACUUGUAUACCUACAGUGCAUUGAUCGAUGGUCUUUGCCGGGAAGGCCGCGUGGAUGAGGCAGAGAUCUUGCUUGAAGAGAUGAUGACAAAAAAAAUAUAUCCAGAUGUGGUCACAUAUACCUCGUUGAUCGAUGGCUUUGUAUCUGUAGGUAGACUAGAUCAUGCAUUUUCUCUGCUUCAUCGGAUGAUAAAUGCAGGUUGCACCCCAAAUUACAGGACCUACAGUGUGUUGCUCAAAGGGAUACAGAGGGAGAGCCAGACAGUUGCUGAAAAAAUCACAGCGCAACAUGAAACUGUUCCUGGUCAUAUUUUCGGUGAAAGAGAAGCUACAGUUGAUACCUUCUGCAGUCUACUAGCUAGGAUGUCCGAGAUUGGCUGUGAACCUUCUAUUGAUACAUUUUCCAUCUUAAUUGAUGGUCUCUGUCAUGGUGGCAGAAGCCACGAGGCAGAUCAGCUGGUGAAAUUUAUGAAGGAGAAAGAGCAGGCUCCUAAUGAGGCUAUAUAUUGCUCUCUCCUCAAAGCUUAUUGCAAGAAUUUGAGAGUAGACGCUGCUCUGGAGACACUUCAUCUGCUUAACCGUAGGGGUUCCAACCUCCCUUUAUCAGUUUAUGCAGAUCUUAUAUCAGCUCUCUGUUCAAGACAAAGGACAAAAGAGGCUGAAACGGUGUUCAACGGCAUGCUUGAGAAACAAUGGAAUGGUGAUGAGAUUGUUUGGACCGUCUUGAUUGACCGCCUACUAAAGGCAUCUCGUGGAAGGAUAUUAAGCUGCAAAUUACAAUCAAAUAAGUGGGCUCCAAAUGUCAUAUAUGCCAUACAUUGCUCACAGGAUACUAUGGAGUUGCCCGAUUCUUGGGAUCUCACUGAUCAAUUUUUCUUUCUAAAAAAGAGAGAUAUGACCUGGUUGCUCGGUUAACCAAUAAUUUCAGGGGUGUUCGCGUGCGUACUGAAUCCUGAAUCUAUCUUGUGGACUUCUUGGGCUCAAUAGAGGAGAUGGCAAAAUUUUGGUAUUUCAGAAUUACUCAAAGCCUGUAACAUUUGGCAGCUAUCGUCAUCACUUGUUAACUGUCUAUGCAUACGACGUGGUGCUGAUGGAUGUCGAACCAGGCGUUUCUCAUCCAGGCUCUUGCAUACAGCUUGGAUGUAAAGUAUGUAUAGUUUUAGAGCCAUGUCUACAUAUUCAUGACUGCAAAUUGCGACCAGUUGAAUCAACUCAUAAUAGGAAAAACUUCAAUGCUUCCCUAACUCAUUGGAUUUUCGCUAUACAAUUCUUUGGGACUCAUGUUUGGUUAACUUUUACUCCCCUUGUAUUCUCUAGAGCUCACAUUAGUCUUAGCAUGUAAAUUUGAAUGAUUCUUUUGUGAAGCAAGUGGGAAUUUUGAAAUUCACAUUGCUUCUACAUUCUUGUUAGGCACAUUUGGCAACUUGCAAAUAAUUGGCUGAUCUCUGUAUCUCUCUGAGUUUUACUUUCUGAUAUUCUCAUCAAGGCCAAGAUAGCAUGGCAGAAAAUGUUUGCCAUGUCUUGUUUCUUUGUUCGA